Oncorhynchus kisutch (coho salmon) is the source of this 3715-nucleotide messenger RNA. Its product is annotated as ferritin, heavy subunit-like. Gene Ontology annotation, cellular component: cytoplasm. The transcript is spliced from 3 exons. The record is from RefSeq and is a predicted model, not a curated record. Gene Ontology annotation, molecular function: ferrous iron binding; ferric iron binding. Gene Ontology annotation, biological process: intracellular iron ion homeostasis; iron ion transport. NCBI's taxonomy places the organism in Eukaryota, Metazoa, Chordata, Actinopteri, Salmoniformes, Salmonidae. The coding region runs from base 382 to 999 and encodes 205 amino acids.
AUUAGCCACUGUUCUUGCUGACAUGCUCCCUUUCUAACAAUGUUCACUCGUCGUUGUUUGAUUGUAGGCUACUAUUCGCUAUUGACGUCGCUCUCACUUUGAUAUAGGGUGGUGUGUCGUUCAACGCACCGGAUGAACUUGAGAAGCUGAACGGGAAACGAUUUCUCCGUUUCUAUUGUCCUACACUCCCGCAACCAAAGACUGUAUACAACACUUAUUGUGUAAGUAGUUCUUUAUAUUAGGAUCUAUUAAUUAAGUAUUACACAUGCAAUCAAAAAGUGUGUCGUUCAAUCGAAAUCAGUAACGUUAACGAUCUACUUUAUCGCAGUUGCGCAACAACGGUUGUUGUUACAAUCUAACCACAGUCGGGACUUUUUGAACAUGGCUGAACCAAGCGGCAAAAGAUUGAAGACCAACCUGCCUAACUGUAAAACUCACCGAGCUUUUCUCGGGAGCAGAGUGAAACAGAAUCUCCCAGCGGUCGUUGAGGAGAGUUUGUGCGGAGUAUCUACAUUGAUUAUGGAGGUCGCUUACAUACUUGAUGCACUGGCCAAGAUAUUUGAGCAGGAUGACAUUGCCUUGCCAAGAGUGGCAGCGUUCUUCCAUGAGCAGUCUGUGAACGAGCAGGCGAAGGCUGAGGCCAUGAUGGACUACCUGUCAGACAGAGGGGGACAGUACUGCAGUAAAGACAUCCAGAGGCCUGGCUGUGAGGAGGUGUAUGCCGUGAUCCCAGCCCUGGAGCUGAUGCUGGGCCAGUGGAAGGAGGAGAUGGCCGUGAUGGUGGAGCUCAGCCAGUUGUCCAAGGAGCACAGCGACCCGCACUCCGCCAGUGUGAUCAAGAGCCGCUUCCUGGGGCCGCUGGUGCCCCGUGUCAAACUGCUGGGAGACCUGCUGACCAACGCACGUAGGGUGGGCUGCACCAGCGACCGCUCGGGGGGCUUCGGGGAGUACCUCAUCGACCAGCUGCAGGAGGAGUUGACCAACGUCUCCAGUAGAUAAAUCACUCAGUAGUUUAUAUUAAAGAAAACUACUUUGCGAGUUCGACUCUCAAAACAAGCCUCUCCUGUCAGUAUUUUAUGGCCACCUAUAUUGUAUUAUAGCUUGUCUGUAAGGCCAAUGUAUUGUAGAAGACACUCCCUAUUCCUACAUAACUUGCUAGCUCCUCAAUAGAAAUGAUUGAAACUGAAAAAACAAGGGGAAUCAUUUGAGGCGUAUGGCUUAGUUACAACUAGGUUUAUUUGGAACCAAGCUGUAGCACUUCUUCUUAAUUCCUGUUUGCAUUUCUGCACAAUUUGUUUAAAUGUUUGGUGUGUUCGAGAGAGGGCAACAUCUUGAAUCCAGAAUAAAAAGAAUGAAUACAUAUAUUAUGCACUAGAUUUGGGCAUUUAAAAGGACACAGCCUCAUUGUAUCAUGUUCAGUGCCUUUGGAAAGUAUUCAGACCCCUUGACUUUUUCAACAUUUUGUUAGGUUACAGCCUUAUUCUAAAAUGUAUUACAUCGUUUUCCCCCUCAAUCUACACAUAAUACACGAUAAUGACAAAGCAAAAACAGUUUUUUUGAAAUGUUUGCUAAUUUAUUCAAAAUAAAAAACAGAUCACAUUUACAUAAGUAUUCAGACCCUUUGCUCAGUACUUUGUUUAAGCACAUUUGGCAACGAUUUCAGCCUCGACUCUUCUUGGGUAUGACGCUAAAAGCUUAGCACAGCUAUAUUUGGGUAGUUUCUCCAUUUCUUCUCUGACGAUCCUCUCAAGCUCUAUCAGGUUGCAUGGGGAGCUUUGCUGCACAGCUAUUUUCAGUUCUCUCCAGAGAUGUUCGAUCGGGUUAAAGUCCUGGCUCUGGCUGGGCCACUCAAGGACAUUCAGAGACUUGUGCUGAAGCAACUCCUGCAUUCUCUUGGCUGUGUGCUUAGGGUCAUUGUCCUGUUGGAAGGUGAAUCUUCACCCCAGUCUGAGGUCCUGAGCACUCUGGAGCAGGUUUUCAUGAAGGAUUCCUAUGUACUUUGCUCUCUUCAUCUUUGCCUAGAUCCUGACUAGUCUCCCAGACCCUCCCUCUGAAAAACAUCCCCAAAGCAUGAUGCUGCCACCACCAGGCUUCACAAUAGGGAUGGUUCCAGGUUUCCUCCAGAUGUGACACUUGGCAUUCAGGUCAAAGAGCUAAAUCUUGGUUUCAUCAGGCCAGAGAAUCUUGUUUCUCAUGAUCUGAGAGUCUUUAGGUGCCUUUUUGGCAAACUCCAAGCGGGCUGUCAUGCUUUUUACUGAGGAGUGGCUUCCGUCUGGUCACUCUACCAUAAAGUGCUGCAGAGAUGGUUGUCCUUCUGGAAGGUUCUCCCAUCCCCAUAGAGGAGCUCUAGAGCUCUGUCAGAGUGACCAUCGGGUUCUUAGUCACCUCCAUAACCAAGACCCUUAUCCUCAGAUUGCUCAGUUUGGCCGGGCGGCCAGCUCUAGGAAGAGUCUUGGUGGUUCCAAACUUCUUACAUUUAAGAAUGAUGGAGGCCUCUGUGUUCUUGGGGACCUUCAAUGCUGCAGAAAUGUUUUGGUACCCUUCCUCAGAUCUGUGCCUCGACACAAUCCUGUCCCGGAUCUACGGACAAUUCCUUCGACGUCAUGGCUUGGUUUUUGCUCUGACACACAGAAAUAAACGCAAAUGAAACCAGGUGUGAAAAGAAUCACAGACAAAACAAACAGAAAAGGAAAAAGGGAUCGGUGGCGGCUAGUAAACCGGCAACGCCGAGCACCGCCCGAACAGGGUGGAGGAGUUACCCUCGGUACAGGGUAGAGGAGUUACCCUCGGUACAGGGUAGAGGAGUUACCCUCGGUACAGGGUAGAGGAGUUACCCUCGGUAGAAGUCGUGACAGCCACUGUAUUUUUGGAGACCCUCAAUGCUGCAGAAAUGUUUUGGUACCCUUCCACAGGUCUGUGCCUCAACACAAUCCGGUCUCUGAGCUCUACGGACAAUUCCUUCAACUUCAUUGAUUGAUUGUUGCUCUGACAUGCACUAUCAACUGUGGGACCUCAUAUAGAAAUCAUGUCCAAUCAGUUGAAUUUACCACAGGUGGACUUCAAUCAAGUUGUAGAAACAUCUCAAGGUUGAUCAAUAGAAACUGGAUGCACCUGAGCUCAAUUUUGAGUCCCAUAGCAAAGGGUCUGAAUACUGUUUUUUUAGUGGAUUCAAUUUGAAAACAUUUCUAAAAACUUGUGUUCACUCAUUAUGGGGUGUUUUGUGUAGAUUGCUGAGGAAAUAUUUGUAUUUAAUCCAUUUUAGAGUAAGGCUGUAAAAUGACAAAUGUGGAAAAAGUCAAGGGGUCUGAAUUCUUCCCGAAGGCACUGUAUGUAUUCCAUGAGCAAAGUUGAGACAUGUUGUCAUAAUGUGGUGUUGCAUGAAUUGAGAGAUAACAAUGUGACAAUCAAAGCUGAAGGCAAAGUACUUGAAAUACUGUUAAUAUCUGGAUUGACACACCUCGCUAUGUUAUAUGGCUUAUAAUGGUAUUUCUGUAUUCAGUAUUUUACAAAGAGGUCACUCUCAUAAGAAAUUAUGGGUUGAUGUAUAAUGGGAUAUUGUUUGGGAUUGGUCUCAUCUGUACACUUUAUGUUUCUACAAAACCUAUUGCCUUUACCUACUAUACAGAUCAAAUAUACACUGUCCCUCUUCAUCACAUACAGUACAAUGUUACAACAAUAUAUCUACCUUUCAAAAUAAAGUUUUUGAUAAAUUUCU